AUGGAGGAUAUGCGUUACAUAUCACUGGGAAGGUAUCCAACUGUAAAGAUAUUAGAAACGAAAGCUGUUGAAACCAAUCGCUGCUGUUCCUGCCGCCGCUGGAGAGCGUCUGACCCCCAACCCAGGAAGCCAGCGCCGGAGAACGAGCGGGUGGAGGAAAGAGGACGUCCAGGCUCCGGCACUGCGGCUCCCCGCCCCCUCCUUCCUCUUCCCCCUCCCACGCCACCGCCCCCGCCCGGGCGCCCGCAGCCCCCGGCGUCAGCGCUGCCCGGCCGCCCCUACCUGCGGGAAGCGAGCGGCGAGGGAGGAGAGCGGCCACCAGCCUGCGCCAACUCUUGCCUUCUCGGCCGGCCGCGCUCCGCAUCGCCCCGGAGUGGCGGCCGCGGGGAGCCGAGCGCUCAAGAGCGCGGAGGAGAAGGCCACGCAGCACGCGGGGAGUCGCGCGACGGCGGAGAAGCGAGCCCGUCCGCCUCCCUCCCACCCCGCCCGCGAGGCCAGGUCUCCGCGCCGCGCACGCCGGGCCCACGGCCGGCGCCCCUGGCCUGCGCGCGGGCUGCUCCGGGGCGGCCCGGUCACAGCUCGGCCAGCCGCCGGGCGGUCCUCCCGCGUCAGCCUGAGGCCAGCGCCAGUGUCGCGGCGACGCGAAGCGCGACCCUCCGGGCGCGGGGGCACCGGGGGCGUUACUACCUGGAGGGCUCCGCGGCGCUUGUUAGGCUUCUCCCGGGCACGCGGGGAUUUCUGUCUUCGGAGCACGGGGGUUGUCCUUCCUGGCCCCCCUCCUCUGCCCUCCCUCCCUGCCUUGGCCGUUUGGCUCCUUCUCUCCACUCCCAGUUGAACAGAGUCGAGCUGCGUUAUUUAAUAAUCCUCCUGCUGCUCUGCCUGAGCCACCGCUUCCCAGGCAGUCAUGUUGUGGAGAGAGGGAGAGCGAGAGGCGGAUUGGCAGUCGGUCGGCGACUGUUCGUGCAGAAAUUCUGCCCGGUGACAGAACAGCAGGAUCCAUCAUUGCCCUUGCUCUGUGGAGGAAACUAAAAGGGCAAGCAGGUCAACUGCCCAGGAUUUCAGAGAGGAAUCCUCUCCAGAAGCGAAGCCCAGAUGACUGGGUCAAAAUACUCACUGCAUGAGCUGUCUUUGAUCUGGGAACUACACAGACACCAAGGAUUCGUCCCAUGGAGCGGAUGUGGUAGCAAGACUAUUAAGAUGUGAUCAAUGAGGUCUUACAGAAAAUGAUCUCAGGAUUUCUCAUCUUCAUAUGAGGGACUGUUGCUCAUAGAAGCUAAUCACCUGCUGUACAGAAGCCAUGCAAACUAUGGAAAGGCCCACAUGGAGAGGAACCGAUGCCUUUUAUCCCUCAGCACCAUCUGACAGACUCCACAUAAAACCAGCACCAAUUUGCCAGCCAUGUAAGUGAGCCAUUUUGGCAAUAGAUCUCCAGCUCCAAAUCUAUCUACUCCAGCCAGCCAUGUGGAGCAGAAACAAGCUGUAUUAAUUUUUAUUGCUGCACACCAAACUACUGCAAACAUAGUGGCUUAAAAUAAGUAGCAAUUUAUUAGUUCACAGUUUUGCAGGUCAAAAUUCUGGCAAGGUGUGGCUAGUUCUCUGCUUAUUAUCACAAGUCUGAAAUCAAGGUGUUAGCCAGACUGAGUUCUCAUCUAGGGGCUCUGCGGCACAAAUCAACUUCCCAGCUCUUUCUGGUUGUUGACAGAAUUCAGUUUCUUGCAGUUAUACAGCUGAGAUCUCUUUUUCUUUUACGUGUGCCUCCCUCCAUCUUCAAGCCAGCAACAGCAGCUUAUAUCCUCAUGCUUCAAAUCUUUAACUUCUUCUGCCGACCAGAGAAAACACUCCCACUAGACUAU
Messenger RNA from Delphinapterus leucas (beluga whale), 1853 nucleotides. NCBI's taxonomy places the organism in Eukaryota, Metazoa, Chordata, Mammalia, Artiodactyla, Monodontidae. The record is from RefSeq and is a predicted model, not a curated record.